CGACGCAGGAGGUCCAGCGCGCUAGGCUCCAUCAUCCUCGCGGUACUCUUCACCUACUUUGUUCAGGGCCUGUUGCUGGUACUGAGAGCUGUCAUUCCUACUGACCAUCAGAAGUGGACACCGGCAUUGCCCCUCUGGCGCAACAUCGACUGGCAGAUUCCUCUGGACAUCAUCGUCAUUGGUGCUGCGCUCAUCCUCGUAGCUUGGCAGCAGAGGCAGGCGGGGCCCGGGAGAUACUCAAUCCAGCCCAUCUAUGCAGCCAUCGCGUUUGUCGGCAUUGGCGAUGUCCUCAUCCUGAUCUUGUACAUCAUUGCCAAGGGCGGCAAGCACGACUGGAGGAGCACAACCCCAUGGACCUGGGCUCAGCUCGCUCUGCAAAUCCUCAGAAUCAUUGUUCUCUGGCCCAUCCUGACCGUCAUUGCUUCAGUCUCUCACUCCACUGAUCCCGCCAGCGACGAAGACGCGAGGGAUGGCACAGAUGCUCGGCUGGCACAGAACUCGGAAGCUGCCUCUGCUUCGGUGGAUCGUUCCACAGAGCAGAGCUCCCUGCUUCGACCUACCUCGGCGGGUCACGCCUCGCAGAACUAUGGCGCUACAUCGGCAGGGUCCUCCACUAAUGGUCACAAUACUCCGACCGCUGCAUCAGCUAGCAAGGCCAAAUCAGGAGCCGCAGCAGCCAAUGCGUCCAUGGGACUUACCGUAUCGGCUCAGCCUCCUCCUCCCACAUUCCGUGUCUUCUUUCAACGCAUUGUCCUCCUCUUCCCAUAUCUCUGGCCAUCGCAAAGCACACUACUGCAAGCACUCGCCGUCUUCUGUGUUCUCCUGUUGGUCAUUGGUAGAAUUGUCAACCUAUCGGUACCUCUGAUGCUAGGCCGCAUUGUUGACAAGCUGGCUGGGAAGGAGACAGCCAGCUCAAUGAGUAUCUGGUGGCUGAUAGCCGGCUAUGCUGGCUUGCGAUGCCUGCAAGGAAGCGGCGGCGCUCUCCAAGUCUUACAGAAUAUGGCCUGGCUGCCACUCCAGCAAUACUCCGACCGACACAUGUCUCUGAUGGCAUUUCGACAUCUUCUCGAUCUGUCUAUGGCAUUCCACAGUAAACGGAAGACCGGAGAAGUGCUACGAAUCCUAGAUCGAGGAUCCUCCAUCAAUUCAUUCUUCCAAUAUCUCAUUUUCUCAAUCGGCCCUAUCUUCUUCGAUAUCGUCAUCGCAACUGGAUUCUUGUCCUUGACCUUCGGACCGCAGGUGGGACUGCUUCUCCUGUUCGUCAUGGUUGUCUACACUGCAGUCUCGGUACAGCUGACAACGUGGAGGACUGCCUUAAGGAGAGAGGCAAACAACAAGGACAGUAUCUCUCGUGCCAUUCACACAGACGUGCUCCUCAACUACGAGUCGGUCAAAGUCUAUGCGAAUGAGGGCUACGAGACACAGAGAUACGAGCUGAGUCUUCGCGCCUACCAAGAGGCAGAGUGGAAAGUCAGCGCCAGUCUCAACGUUCUCAAUCUGGUGCAGAACUUACUGCUCGCUACGGGCACUCUGCUCAUGCUCCUCCUCGUGGCGUACGAUGUCGUCAAUGGAUACGCCUCAAGCUCUGAUUUCGUCGUGUUCAUCUCCUACCUCGGUCAGAUCUACGGCCCGCUGAAUAUGCUUUCCACACUCUACAGAGUCAUUCAGACCUCUUUAGUCGACACGGACAAGCUCAUCGCCCUCCUCCAAGAAGAGAAGGACAUCAAAGAUAUCCCGGACGCCAAACCUCUGGAGAUCAACUCUGGGGUUUUGGAGUUCCGAGACGUCAGAUUUUCUUACGAUGGCAAAGUGGAAGCGCUGAAAGGCCUCAGCUUCACAAUCAAGCCCAAGAGCAAGGUCGCCUUGGUUGGAGAGACAGGCAGUGGUAAGACGACCAUCCUGCGCUUGUUGUACCGCUUCUAUGACCCUACGUCUGGCUCGAUCUUGAUUGAUGGGCAAGACAUUAGCAAAGUGACGCAGGGUAGUCUCAGGAAGUCUAUUGGUGUUGUGCCUCAGGAAGCUGGACUGCUAAAUACGAGCAUCAAGACGAACAUUGCAUACGGCCGAACAGACCCAGAAGCCACCGAUGAGGAGAUUGAUGCCGCAGCCGCUGCUGCUCAAAUCCUAGACAAGAUUAGGUCAUUCCCGGAGGGUCUGGACACAGUGGUCGGCGAGCGUGGCGUACGUCUCUCGGGCGGUGAGAAGCAGCGAGUGGCUAUCUCCCGGUGCUUCUUGAAAAGUCCCCCUAUCUUGCUCCUCGAUGAGGCCACGUCGGCUCUGGACUCUCAAACGGAGCGUCAGAUUCAGACUGCUCUUGCUACUCUGCUCGAGGGAAAGACGUCUCUGACUAUCGCGCACCGCCUGUCUACCAUUGUCAACUCGGAUCAGAUCCUCGUCCUCCAUGACGGCAGAGUCGCGGAGAGUGGGUCGCAUGAAGAGCUCAUCGCCAUCCCUGGCGGAAGGUAUGCCGCGAUGUGGCAGGCUCAGGUCGAGACGGACAACGAGAGGGCAGAGAAGGAGCUCCGCGAGAAGGAGGCGAGGGGCAAGGGAAGGGCAGUCGACGAGUCCACUGCCGAGGCGACGGGCCAGACUGAUACGGAGGUCGCAUGUGAGCCACAGCCGGGUAUGCUUGGGGUAAUCUCUCCCUCG
Microstroma glucosiphilum is the source of this 2649-nucleotide messenger RNA. RefSeq lists its product as hypothetical. The annotation marks the transcript as partial. Gene Ontology annotation, cellular component: membrane. Lineage: Eukaryota; Fungi; Basidiomycota; Exobasidiomycetes; Microstromatales; Microstromataceae. Gene Ontology annotation, biological process: transmembrane transport. The transcript has a single exon. Gene Ontology annotation, molecular function: ATP binding; ABC-type transporter activity; ATP hydrolysis activity. The record is from RefSeq and is a predicted model, not a curated record.